Molecule: messenger RNA, 4883 nt
Organism: Trichogramma pretiosum
Lineage: Eukaryota; Metazoa; Arthropoda; Insecta; Hymenoptera; Trichogrammatidae
Product: protein toll-like
Exons: 6
Coding region: 723-4343 (1206 amino acids)
Biological process (GO): immune response; toll-like receptor signaling pathway
Cellular component (GO): membrane
Molecular function (GO): transmembrane signaling receptor activity; protein binding
Source: RefSeq, a predicted model, not a curated record
UCCGCUCACAGAUAUCCGUCUUACGAUCACAUGCUGCGCGCCGCAAAGUAGCGCGCGAGCGCGAGUUUCCACGAGUUGGUGUUGUCCAUGUGUGUUACUUGUGUGUAUAUGUUUUCAUGACGUGCGAGAGUGCAUACGAUAAUAAUAAUAAUUGAUACCGAUCUCCGCGAGAUGUUGAAAUGUCGGUAGUGUGCUCUUGACCGAGUGUUUGACGAUGCGCGAAAACGAUGAUCGAUGACGAAAUCGUUGUUACUCAACGCGCCGAGUGCAGACUGAAAAUCCCACCGAGAUAGAAGACAGCUUGCCGAUUUCUUUUUUUUAUUUGAGUGCGUGAAAAGCUUGCGUUUACGUUGCAACAGCGCAAAAGCACGAGUACAAAAGAGAGAAGGAAAAAUAAGUGAAAAAGAGGCGAGAGAAGAAAAAAACGGGAGUGCAUAAACAGACGCUCGCACGCGUGUACGUAAGUGCGCGAAUAAAUUAUCGCGCGUAAAAAGUGAGAAAGAGAUAGACGGCAGCGAAAAAAAGCAACGACUGCACAGCUAUAACGGGUGUGUACAAUAGAGAAAAGAAAAAAAGACGAAGAAGAAGUGCAGAGGAGGAGGAACAGAACACAUCGUGGCGCGGCGCGGAAAAUCGACCAUUGUGUCCUGAGAGCGACUCCGCCACACGUUCGCACACACACACACACACACACAACGAGAACAACAACAGACACAAUCAUCAUGAAGCGCCGACUACUACCGAUCGCAUCUCUAUCGCCGCUGCUGCUGCUUCUGUGCGCGAUCCAAUCGUGCCGGGGCUUCAGCUGCCCGGACAAUCGCCAAUGCUACUGCUUCGAGGAGCUGCCGGGCGAGCACCGGGUCCACUGCUCCGCCAACGCCAACAAUUCCGCCGAGGCGUUCGAUCUCCAACUGCAACGUCACGAUCGUUUGGCCGUCGAGUGCAGCUCCGAGCCCGAUUGGAAGGACUUCAUGCUCGGCCAGCCGCUGGAGAUAGGUGCGGUGCGCUCGCUGCUGUUCGUCUCGUGCUCGCCACCGGGUCCGCGCGACGCCGGCCGAGUCGCGUCGAUCCUCGGCGUCGACUCGGUGGAUCUGCUGAGAUUCGUGAGGAUGAGGAAUCGCACGGCGUUGAGCAGGAGCGAUCUGGCCGCGUAUCCGAGCAUGAAGAAGUUGCUGCUGAGCGACAACGACCUGAGCCAGGUGGAAUCGGAUCGACUGUUUCAAGAUCUCGACUCGCUGGAAUUCCUCGAGCUGCGCAACACUCAGAUCCCGCUGGCCCGCGACAUGUUCGCGACGGGUCCGGUGGGCGGCCAGCUCAAGACCCUCGAGCUCGGCGUCAACGGCUAUCGUCGCAUCGACUCGGGUGUCUUUCGCGGCCUCGGCAAUCUCGAGAUGCUCGUGCUCUGGAAGAACGAACUGGAGCGACUCGAUUCCGGGGUGUUCGAGGGCCUGGAAAAUUUGAGAACCCUGGAUCUCACCAUGAACAAGCUGACCACGCUGCCGGCCGACGUUUUCAAGGACCUCGUCAACGUGGAAAAGUUCAAUCUCGGCCUGAACAACUUCAGCUCGCUGCCCGAGGGCCUGUUCCGCCAUAAUCCGCGCGUCCAGAGCAUCAAGAUGCUGCACAACAAGCAAAAUCUCACGGAUCUGCCCUCGCGGCUGUUCGCCGGACUCGCCGAGCUGCGACAGAUCGUCGUCACUCGCAGCGGUCUGCAUCGACUGCCCGAGGAUCUGCUCUGGGGCUGCGCGGCGCUGCACAAUUUCACCUGCGAUCGCAACUACCUGCAGACGCUGCCCAGGCAGCUGUUUAGAGAUACGGCGGCGCUGGAGAGCCUGAGUCUGUCGUUCAACGACAUCAAGGAGCUGCCCGAUGGACUGUUCGAGGCUUCGAGCAAAUUGAUUAGGUUGGACCUGUCAAAGAAUCAUCUGACUAGUCUCACCGACAAAACCCUACUUGGCCUCGAGUCGCUCGAGUACCUGAACCUCGAGAGCAACGACCUGCAGCACAUCCACAUCGACGCCUUCCGCUCCCUCGUCAACCUCAAGGUGGCCCGUUUCGCCCACAACCGUCUGACACUGCGCACCGGCCUCUACGACGUAUUCGGCCUGCUGUCGCCCUUCCAUCACUGCCACUCGCUGGAGGAGCUUCAUCUCGCGCACAACAACGUCACGGAGAUGCACAGCGACUGGCUGAUCGGCAACACUCGUCUCAGACUCCUCGAUCUCAAGUACAACGCCUUCAACUAUCUCCAGAGCGAGGAUCUGCAAUUCGUCUCGGACGAGCUCACGGUCGACCUUCGCCACAACAACAUCUCGCGCAUCGUCCUCACCCGUCUCGAGUCCAUCGCCGGCAAUCAGUCGCAGCCGCGCAACGUCUACGUCGACAUCGCCGCCAAUCCCCUGCGCUGCGACUGCGAGAUCUACGAGCUGCUGCGCUAUCUCAACGGCGACAUGCACCCCAACGUGCAGAACUACGUGCACCUGCGACCGGGCAAUCUCAGCUGCGCCGGUCCCGAGUACGCGCGGGGUCGGCUGGUCGGGGAGCAACGAGCCCGCGACCUCAAGUGCCUCGUGGAGAGCCCGGAGGCCCGACCGGGUGACCCGUGCUCGCCCGACGCUCGUCUGGCGUGCGCCUGCUGGCUGAGGCCCGAGGAUCAGGCCCUGCUGCUGGACUGCCGCUCGCGGGGACUGAGACGGGCGCCCGACUGGAUAAUCGACGCCGCCGACCAGAGGGUGCAGAAGGUCGAGCUGGAUCUGAGCGGCAACGAGCUGACGAAGGCGCCGAGCAUGCACAGGAAGAAGGGCUACGAGAAAGUGACGAGUCUCAAUCUGGCCGGCAACAAGAUAUCCGAGAUCGACGAGACUCUGCUGUCGCCGCAGCUCAAGACGCUGCGGCUCGAAGGCAACAACCUGACUCGCAUCGACAAGUCCAUGCUGGAGCGCCUGGCGAACUCCAGCCAGCUGACCAGCCUCGGCAUCCACGACAAUCCCUGGUCGUGCAGCUGUCUCGCCCGCGACCUGCUGGCCUUCGUCCAGUCCAACAGCGGCUCGAACCAGCUGUCCGUGGCUUCCGCGACUACUACGUCGAGAACAUCGUCUUCGCAGCAGCAGCAGCAGCAUCAUCAGAAUCGUCGCGCCCGUCUGGUCGAGCCCCGACAGAUCAGGUGUCGCGAGACCGAUCAGGCCCUCCUCGACAUAUCCAUCAGCGAGCUGUGCCCCGCACUGCCCAACGCCCUCCUCAUCGUCGUCUGUUCGGCCGUCUCGGCCCUGGCGCUGCUACUCGGCUGCUCCCUGGCCCUGUUCUUCAAGUAUCAGCGUCAGAUCAAGAUCUGGCUGUUCUCCAAGAGUCUCUGCAUGUGCCUGGUGAGCGAGGCCGAGCUCGACCAGGACAAGAUCUACGACGCCUUCGUCAGCUACUCGCACAGCGACGAGGACUUCGUCGUGAAGGAGCUGGUCGCUAAGCUCGAGGAGGGCCCGCGACCCUACAAGCUCUGCAUACACACGCGCGAUUGGUGCGCCGGCGAGUGGAUAUCCGACCAGAUCUACAAGAGCGUCGAGCAGUCGAGACGCACCCUCAUCGUGCUGAGCAAGAGCUUCGUCGAGAGCGACUGGGGCAAGCUCGAGUUUCAGGCAGCCCACAAGCAGGCCCUGGCCGAGAAUCGCUCGCGUCUCAUAGUCAUACUCAAGGGCGACAUCGGCCCCAGGGACGCGCUCGAUGCGGACUUGGCGGCCUAUCUGCAGACCAACACGUACAUACAGUGGGGCGAUCCGUGGUUCUGGCAGAAGCUGCGCUACGCCAUGCCUCACAACAACGCCAAGGACGUCGAGAGCGGUAGCGGCGGCAGUAGUAGUAGCAACAGCAGCACCAACGGCUCGACCGCCACCACGACGAUAGUGGCGGGUAACGGCACGAUCGGCGGCGGUCAGGGUAGCAUCGACACGGCCACGGUGACGACGGCGGCCACGAGCACGAGCGACAACGACAGCAGCAACGGCAACGACGCGUCGCCGGCUGUUCUGCAUCGACUCGAGCAGCAGCCACCCCCGGUGCAACAGCAGCCGGCACCGAUGAAGAAGGUGCCGCCACCGACCCUGCCCAAACCCGACAUGACGAGGAUCACGUGGAUCGACGAGCACCAUCGCACCUCGCCCACGUCGAGCCAGGCGUCCACGAGCAUCAUCAACGGCAGCGUCAUUGGCAUAAGCACGGUCAACGGUCUCAAUAAUUAUCAUCAUCAUCAUCAUAAUCAUCACAAUCACAAUGGUCAGUCGGCGGCGGCGGCGGCGGCGGCCAAGCUGAGCUUCAGUCCGACGUUCAUCGCGCCGCACUGCACGACCGUCUAGAGAGAGAGAGAGAGCAUAUUUUUUUUUUUGGCAGGAUAUCGAUCAUCGCCUAGAAUCACGAUGAUAAUCGACGAUGGGCAUGACUCGCGUGUAAAUAAUACAUAGAUUUUAUAUCUAGACAGAUAUCCGUGUAAAGAUGUUAAAUUCUUCUCGAUCCUCUUUUUAUCAUUAUUAUAUAAACGUGUAUAUUGAGAAACGAGAAGAAAAACGGAAUCAUGACUUAUGCGAAUCGUUAGGAUGUGUGUGCGUGUGUUGUACAGAUGACUAAGCACGGUGUGGUACCUACCACGCGAUGCCGAGGGAAGAGAUUAUACGAGAGAAUAAAAAAAAAAGGCACCGACACAUUCGUUCAAGGACCAAAGGAAAUUUUUACGAAAUAAAUUAGAAAUAUUUUAUACAUAGAUAGAUGUUGUAAAUGCGUAUAGGUAUGUGUGUUCGUGUAAAAAUCGACGUGUAGCAUUUUUUUUUGUAAACGCGUAUUAAGUCGAAUGCCGAUCGCGGGAUCCGCGAAACAUCUCGAUUGUAAGACUGAAAAAAAAA